AUGAUGCGCGAGGGCGCAGGCGAUCUCAAGGCGAGGCACACCUGUACCGACGGCCUCUGCUGCCUGAUCUUCCUUGCGAGCAUCCUGGGGCUCGGCGCACUCUACGGCUAUGGAGUGACGCAUGGAGAUCUCGGAAAGCUCUACCACGGCAUCGACUACCAGGGCCGCAUUUGCGGCCUCGAGGGGCCCACAGGCGUCCCCGGAAAGCCCUACCUCUUCUGGUGCAUGAACUCCGCCAUGACCGCGGCGGACGUCUCCUUGAACCUGAAAGACCCCGUCUGCGUGUCCAGCUGCCCCGGCGUCCCGAACGCGGUGGGCGGCAGCCUCUACGCGCCGGUCCCGGAGUGCAAGCUGGUGUCCGCGUCGCAGCAGAUCAACUCUUAUAAGACGAUGGUGGUCAUGAACCGCUACUGCUUUCCGGACAGCUCUGGGCUGCUCAAGAGCGCUGCAAACUCCCUGGAAUCAGGCUUGCUGGGCCAGCGUACAGAGCGUCUGCUGGAGCAACUCUCGUCAGUUCCGGCAGCAUGGCCGGUGCUGCUCAUCGCUUUCUUCGUGGCGGUCCUUUUGGGGUACGUGUACCUGGUUGCGCUGCGGCACUGCACCGUGCUCCUGAUCUGGCUGGUGAUGGCCCUUUCGAUUGCUGGCUCGGCCCUGCUCGGUUUUUACCUGUGGGCCAACGCUGGCAACCUCUCGAGGCAUCUCCCCAACGGAGUUGCCGCUCCCGAAGGAUACGGUGACAACGAGGAAGCCGUGACGAAGGUCAUGGCGGUGCUUUGUUGGGUUCUUUGUGGAAUAUGCAGCUGCAUCAGCUGCUGCUUCCGUCAAAGCAUCGAGGCGGCCGUGGACUGCAUCGAGGAGGCGUGCGAUGCAAUCCAGGAGAUGUCCUCUUUGCUCCUGGCACCCAUUUUGAAGGCGCUCUCCCGUGCAUUCGUCUUCGGCCUCCUCCUCUAUGGCUUCUUUGCGCUGCUGUCCACAGCGCAAGUUUCAAAGCCACAGGGCAGUGGGCUGGUGUACAAUGCGGUGAGCAAUCAAAUGGAAGGAGUUGCACGCCACUUCCAGUUCACUACGCAGCAGAAGUUUGCGCUCGUCGCCUACGCGUUCGUAGCGAUCUGGGUGGAGUGCUGGCUGAAUGCCUUGUUCCAGUUCAUCAUCGCCUAUGCCAUGGCGGAGUACCACUUGUCGCCUAAAGACAACGAAGGCUCCAAGGUAAUCGGCGGUGGGUGCUGCGCCCUCUUCGAUGGCUUCCAGGUCGGCGUGGUGCAGCACGGUGGAUCAUUGGCCAUGGGCUCCUUCAUUGUGACCAUCUUCUGGGCCCUACAAAUGCUGGUAGCAAUCAUGGAUGCGUCCAACAAGGAGGAGGGAAACAACAAACUCGUGGAAUGCAUGUUGAGAUGCGUCCAGUGCUGCCUGGACUGCUUCCGACAGAUCGUCGAGUUCCUGAACAAGAACGCUUACGUGGAUAUGGCCAUGAAGUCCAAGAGCUUUUGCGCAUCCGCCAGGGAGGCCGUGUCGGUGAUCGCGCAGCUGCCUGUGGCCAUGGCCGUGCUGAACGGAGCUACGCUAGUCUUCACUCUUUUUGGUGCCCUCUUCAGUGUUCUCUGCUGCGCUGCCGUGACCUUCUUCUUGACCAGCACCCCUACAUUCUCGGCUCCGGAUGCCCCGCUAUUCGUGGACCAGCCGGUGGCUGUGGCGGUAGCUGCAGGCUUCAUAGGGGGUGCCGUGUCCCUGUGUUUCAUGACCGUCUUCGACAUGGCCAGCGACGCGCUUCUGUAUUACUACGGCCUGGACUGGCUCUACGGGCGAGGAGGGGACUUCAGCAACGCCCCCGACGGGAUCAAGGAUCUGAUGCACGGCAAUCGCCACUGA
Symbiodinium natans is the source of this 1866-nucleotide messenger RNA. NCBI's taxonomy places the organism in Eukaryota, Dinophyceae, Suessiales, Symbiodiniaceae. The record is from the annotation of a GenBank genome assembly.